AUGAAAGCUCGGUUGGAAAAAACAAAAAUGAAUUGCCAGAUAGUUCUACUGGGACUUGGAUGCUGUUUUGUGCUGCAGCUGCUAUCAUGCGCGCCGCUGGUAUGUUCGGUGGACGACCCGACCAACCGCCUUUUAGUGAACAUGACUCUGGUUCGAAACGCUUCGGCUCUUGGAGCAUAUUGCUUGGACGGAAGUUUACCGGCGUAUCAUCUAGACAGAGGAUUCGGAGCCGGAGCACGCAAUUGGCUUUUGCAAUUUGAGGGUGGGGGAUGGUGCAAUGACAUCCCAUCCUGUUUGGAUAGAGCCAAAACUCGAAGAGGAUCAACACGUUACAUGACCAAAUUGGAAGUCUUCUCCGGCAUUCUCAGCAAUAAUGCUUCUUUAAAUCCAGAUUUCUACAAUUGGAACCGAGUCAAACUUAGAUACUGUGAUGGUGCCUCAUUUGCUGGGGAUGCAAAGUUUGACAAUGGGACCUCACUGCUCUACUUCAGAGGGCAGAGAAUUUGGCAAGCCAUUAUUCAUGAUCUCCUACCCAAAGGGUUGGGACAGGCAAGGAAGGCAUUGCUUUCUGGUUGCUCUGCUGGGGGUCUGGCAACCUUCUUGCAUUGUCAAAACUUCACAAAUUAUUUGCCAAAGAACACUACCGUAAAAUGCCUGAGUGAUGCUGGUUUUUUUCUGGAUGAGCGAGACAUCUCUCUUAACCGCACUAUGAGAUCUUUUUACGAAGACCUCAUCUCUUUACAGGGUGUAGAACAUAACUUGGACAAGAAUUGCACCAGCACUCAGCUCUAUCCGGUGAAUUGCUUCUUCCCACAGUAUGCUUUGAAAUACAUCAAAACACCAUUCUUUGUCUUAAACACAGCUUAUGAUGUUUAUCAAUUUCAUCACAUAUUGGUGCCACCUUUUGCUGAUCCAAGAGGACAUUGGUAUCACUGUAAGCUCAAUCCAGCCGCAUGUAAUGCAGCCCAAAUCGCCACACUGCAAGGAUUCAGAAAAGACAUGCUUACAGCUUUAAGGUUCUUGUUCCUGUACUCAAGAAGAGACGGGAUGUUUAUAAACUCUUGCUUCGCUCACUGCCAAAGUGAAGAUCAAGAAACAUGGUUUGCGGAUGAUUCUCCAAGAAUACACAAUAAGACCAUAGCAGAAGCCGUAGGAGAUUGGUAUUUUGGGAGAAGGAUCAGCAAGGAGAUUGAUUGCCCAUACCCUUGCGACAACUCUUGCCAUAACUUGAUUGGCGGAGCUAGCACAUUGACACAAUUCUUCUACUGA
This is a messenger RNA of Oldenlandia corymbosa var. corymbosa, 1269 nucleotides long. The record is from the annotation of a GenBank genome assembly. Lineage: Eukaryota; Viridiplantae; Streptophyta; Magnoliopsida; Gentianales; Rubiaceae.